Messenger RNA from Durotheca rogersii, 2628 nucleotides. RefSeq lists its product as uncharacterized. Lineage: Eukaryota; Fungi; Ascomycota; Sordariomycetes; Xylariales; Xylariaceae. The coding region runs from base 570 to 2288 and encodes 572 amino acids. The record is from RefSeq and is a predicted model, not a curated record. The transcript has 4 exons.
CCCUGGUCCGAAUCCUUCCAUGGAUCGUCGGCGACGGGAAAGGCAGCGAUACCGUGCACCAGCCACUCUCAGCUAGAGCACGCGGAUGGGGUCGCCCGCCGCGCGUGGGACGAGGGGUGACGGAGAUAGAGCGACGGAGAGGGCAAGUGAGAAACCAAGAUGGGGAUGGGCUUGCGCGUAGGAUCAUACCGCACCAACGGGGUCACCGGGGGGGGGGGAGGGGUGGACGCGAAGGAGCUUUUUUCAGACCGCGAUGUUGGGAAUUGCGCUGCCCAUCUCUCCGCGUAUAUACAGCCCAGAAGGCCCGAAUCCGUUAUGUCGGGAGAGCAUCUAUCUCGUCGAAUACUUUAAUCUUCUGCCCUUUUCCUUCGUUUCGUUUCUCCUCUCCUUUUUCCUCUUCACGCCACCACUUACUGGGCUCUGUGAUAGUCGAAUGCUCCGGUCAGCAUUCAGUCAUUCCUUUACUUCACAGCAGUAGCAGUAGUAGGCCAGAAAAAAAAAAGAGACCCCGGACGACGACGACAGACGGUAGGCCCAUAGCAGUUGAAUAGUGCCCGUCGCCAUCAAUCAUGUACUACCAAACGCUCGCCGCCCUGCUCGUCGGCUGCUCGUCGCUGCUGGCCUCAGUGACGGCCUCCCCCCUUUCCGCCCCCAUCUCCGACGAGAUCGCGCCCCGGCGUCUCCAGCCGCCUCACCGGCGCUCUCUCACGGCGGCGCCCCAGAAGCCUCGCGCCGCCCCGGUCCUCUCUGGCCCUGCCCCCAAGCCGCGCUCCAAGCGCCAUGUGAACUCGUACAUCAAGCGCGAUGCCAACACGACCUUCGACCUGGCCUUCGACGCGAGCGGCGUCCCGCUCUUCGACGGCGCGUGGCCGGUCUUGGGCCAGACCUUCUCGCUGUCGCUGGACUGCGCCGAGUGCCGGACCUUCGGCCAGCUCGUCGUCUCGGCCGACUUCCCCGAUGACUUCGACGACCUGCUCGGCGGCCUCAAGGACCUGAACCCCUUCAACGACAUCAACCUGUCGGUCGGCUUCGAAGGUGUCGGCGCUAUCCUGCGGCUAGGCGUGACCGCCGCUAGCGACGGUUUCUUCACCAUCCCCCUGUUCGCGUCCCAGACUCCCGUCGGUAUCAGUGGUCCCGGCUUCACCAUCGGCGUCACCUUCGGCGUGGACUUGAUCAUCGGCGUCAGCGCUGCGGUCACUACGGAAGGCGGUUUUGAAGUCGCCAUUCCGGAUGGCUCGCUCUUCAGCAUGCCCCUGGACACCUCCCUCGACAACAUCGGCAACUUCGAGGGCGCCACCACCACCCUCCUGCCGCUCACCGUCGACGCGCCGGCCGAGCUCAGCGUCACGCUGCGGCUCAAGGUGCAGGCCGGCCUCGACCUGCCGUCGAACCCGUUCUUCGACGCGACCGCGCUCGCCGGCGCCUUCAUGAACAUCCCCGAGGUCACGCUGUCGGAGCAGUUCUCGACCGUGCCGGACGAGACCAACUGCCUGCUUCCCGCCUCGGCCGCCAUCAACAUCAACGCGGGCGCCUUCGUCAACAUCGGCGCCGACAUCGCCAACAUCGACCUCUUCAGCUUCAACCCGACCGUCAGCACCACCUUCUUCAGCGCCACCGCCACCACCUGCUUCGUCUCCGCCGGCGAGGACCCGGCCACCGAGAUCGACGAGCUGCCCGAGCCCACCGGCACCGGCGGCCUGCUCACCGGCACCGCGGGCUACGCCGCCGCCGCCGCCGCCACCGGCUGCCCCGUCGAGCUCACCACCGAGACCAACACCGCGACCAGCACCUUCACCAUCACCAGCUGCGCCGCCGCCGUGGCCAACUGCCCGGACAGCCUGACGCAGGUCAUCGUCGUGACCGAGCCCGUGACCGCGACGACGACGCGCUGCCCCGUCAAGGUGACGGGCGCGCCCUUCGCCAACGCCACCGCGCACAACCCGGCCCCCGGCAGCCCCAUCACGCUCACCUCGCUGACCGCCCCCGUCACCGGCACCCUGUCCAUCGACCCGUCCGUCGUCAAGCCCGACGCGCCCUCCGUCACCGGCUCCGCGCGCUCCGCCGCCACCAGCACCAGCACCACCACCGCCACCACCAGCGUCACCUCCGCCGCGCCCGCCGUCUCCGCCGACGCCGCCGAGCCCCCCUUCCUCGUCACCGUCACCACCGUCUUCGUCACCCGCCGCGCCCUCGACCCCGCCGCCACCACCGUCUACGAGACCGUCACCGCCGACGGCACCACCCUCUGGAAGACCGUCACCGAGACCGUCGCCCCGCCCGCGCCGUAAAACGCGCGUGUGGCCCUCACGCCCUUCCCCUGCGCGCGCGCGCGCGCGCACGCGCUUCCGCAGACAACGCAUAGCUUUGCGAACGCCUCCCCCCCGCGGAGACGUAGCAAGGAAAGAAAGAAAGAAAAAAAAAAGUUUGCGGAUAGAAAAUAUGCGUCGCCAGGUCGGUGUGCCCGACCGCGAACCGUUAGCGAAUGCGUUUUUCCUGGUUUUGGGUUCCUGUUUAGAAAAAUGGGUGCUCGUUUUGGGUUUCGUGACCAUGUAUUGAUAGAUAUCAACGCCGCCGUGCCUUUGCUUGUAUAUACGUGUACAUAUUUAUAUAUAUUUUUAUUUAUUUCAC